Juglans regia (Persian walnut) is the source of this 2131-nucleotide messenger RNA. RefSeq names its product citrate synthase, mitochondrial. NCBI's taxonomy places the organism in Eukaryota, Viridiplantae, Streptophyta, Magnoliopsida, Fagales, Juglandaceae. The transcript is spliced from 20 exons. Gene Ontology annotation, biological process: tricarboxylic acid cycle; citrate metabolic process; carbohydrate metabolic process. The coding region runs from base 344 to 1759 and encodes 471 amino acids. The record is from RefSeq and is a predicted model, not a curated record. Gene Ontology annotation, cellular component: mitochondrial matrix.
GCUCUCUCUCUCUCUCUUUCCAAUUCAAUUCUUGACAGUUCACAAUUCUCAGAGCCGGGAGCCCCGGGUUCUGUUUCAUCUCCUGGAAAAAACCCUAUUUGACAUUCAGCAUUUCAGUAUUGUGGAUAUUAGACAUAUAGACCGACUCACACCCAAACAAUCGAUUUUCGGUUCGUAUUCUUAAUUUGCUAACCCGAGCAGCGGCCGGUACUAGAUUGAUUACUCAUUCAUUUCGCAAGUACGUGAUUCUCCUGAGGGAAAAAAAGUACUUAUUCUCCAAUUAUUACUCGUUGGUGGCUCUUUCUGUCUGAAUCUGUUGCGGUGGGAAUUAGGGUAGAGAGCAAUGUUCAGAAGCGUGAAUUUACUCUCUAAGCUGCGCUCUCGAAUUGGCGAGCAGCCUAGUCUCAAGAAUUCCGUUAGAUGGCUUCAGAUACAGAGCUCCUCUGAUCUUGACCUUCAUUCUCAGUUAAAGGAGUUGAUUCCUGAGCAACAGGAGCGCCUGAAGAAAUUUAAGGCAGAACAUGGAAAGGUUCAACUUGGGAAUAUCACUGUUGAUAUGGUUCUUGGUGGAAUGAGAGGAAUGACAGGGUUGCUGUGGGAAACCUCAUUACUUGACCCAGACGAGGGAAUUCGCUUUAGAAGUCUAACAAUCCCAGAAUGUCAGAAGUUAUUACCAGCUGCAAAGCCUGGAGGAGAACCCUUGCCUGAGGGUCUUUUCUGGCUUCUUUUGACCGGGAAGGUACCAAGCAAAGAGCAAGUAGAUGCUUUAUCCAAGGAAUUGCAAAAUCGUGCAAGCAUCCCAGAUUAUGCAUUCAAGGCCAUUGAUGCUCUACCUGUUACAGCUCAUCCAAUGACUCAGUUUGCAACGGGUGUUAUGGCCCUCCAGGUUCAGAGUGAAUUCCAGAAGGCAUAUGAAAAGGGAAUUCAUAAAUCAAAGUACUGGGAACCUACAUAUGAAGACUCUCUUAAUUUGAUUGCUCGAGUGCCAAUAGUGGCUGCCUAUGUGUACCGCAGGAUAUACAAAGAUGGGAAAAUCAUACCGCCAGAUGAGUCACUGGAUUAUGGUGGAAAUUUCUCGCACAUGUUGGGAUUUGAUAGUCCUACAAUGCAAGAGCUUAUGAGGCUUUAUGUCACUAUUCAUAGUGAUCAUGAAGGUGGAAAUGUUAGUGCUCACACUGGACACCUAGUUGCUAGUGCACUUUCAGAUCCUUAUCUUUCAUUUGCAGCUGCAUUGAAUGGUUUGGCCGGACCACUCCAUGGUUUGGCUAAUCAGGAAGUUCUGCUUUGGAUCAAAUCUGUAGUAGAUGAGUGUGGAGAGAACAUAACGUCAGAGCAGUUGAAAGAGUACGUCUGGAAAACUUUAAAAGGUGGAAAGGUUGUUCCUGGAUUUGGCCAUGGAGUUUUGCGUAAAACGGAUCCAAGAUACACAUGCCAGAGAGAGUUUGCAUUGAAGCACUUACCCAAUGAUCCGCUGUUUCAGCUGGUUUCCAAGCUUUAUGAAGUUGUGCCUCCUAUUCUUACCGAGCUUGGCAAGGUUAAAAACCCAUGGCCCAAUGUUGAUGCUCAUAGUGGGGUGCUGCUGAAUUAUUUUGGUUUAUCUGAAGCAAGAUAUUAUACUGUCCUUUUUGGUGUAUCAAGAAGCAUUGGGAUAUGCUCUCAGCUGAUAUGGGACCGAGCUCUUGGAUUGCCGCUUGAGAGGCCAAAAAGUGUUACAAUGGACUGGCUUGAAAAUUAUUGCAAGAAAGCAGCAUCACCGUGAAAAUUGGUGGUGUUUUGCGUCUAGUACUCUAAUGUUCAAACAAGCUUGGGGUUUUGCAACAGAUGAAGGGAUUGCCCGAUUACUGUCUGUGGUCAGAUUACGAUGAGCACGAUUAAUCUUUUCGAAAUUUCCGUGCCUUUUUACAUGUAUUUUUUGUAUUAGAAAGAGCAAUCAUUUUUCUGUUCUAUGAAUCUCUAGUUUGGUUUAUAUAUAAACCAACUUUGUGUGGUAUAAUAAGUGAAACUACAGAAAGCAAAGCGUACUUGGAGGCAUCUGAAUAAUAAUUGCUAUUAGACGUGAAUAGAGACUGUAUUACGUUAUUAUUUUAAGCCUUGGAGCAUCAGUACUGAACCUGCUAACGUUAAUAGAAAA